Diaporthe amygdali is the source of this 447-nucleotide messenger RNA. RefSeq lists its product as uncharacterized. NCBI's taxonomy places the organism in Eukaryota, Fungi, Ascomycota, Sordariomycetes, Diaporthales, Diaporthaceae. The transcript has a single exon. Bases 1 to 447 code for a protein of 148 amino acids. The record is from RefSeq and is a predicted model, not a curated record.
AUGUCGAGCAACUCCUCCCCUGUCAGCCAACAUCAGGCCAGCAACGCCCAGGAUUCUUUCGGACCGCAAGAUAUCGACAGCAACGUGUCGAGCGACUCUUCCCCUGCCAACCAGCAUCAGGUGGUGGUUGCUCUCCCUCAUAGGUCUCAUCCUGCGGUUCAGGCAGUCAUUACCGAAUUGAUCAACAACGGUGUCGAUUCUGCUGCCUCUCGUGCUGCUGCAAUUCACGCCUCCAGUAUAGCCCACCGCGAUUUAUCGAUAACUGCUGAGGUGCUGGUCGCACGACUGAACGACGUUGUAUCGAAUCUCGGUCAACAGAACUAUGACAGAUCCCAUCAGAACACACCCAACGCUAUCGCUCUUCGCUUGCUCGCACCGCCACCUGGCCCAAGCUACGACUAUGAGCAGCCCGUCACGUUAGUUCUGUUCUUGAGCAUCCCCGCAUGA